Emericellopsis cladophorae is the source of this 1032-nucleotide messenger RNA. Its product is annotated as Fumitremorgin C monooxygenase-like protein. NCBI's taxonomy places the organism in Eukaryota, Fungi, Ascomycota, Sordariomycetes, Hypocreales, Bionectriaceae. The record is from RefSeq and is a predicted model, not a curated record. Bases 1 to 1032 code for a protein of 343 amino acids. Gene Ontology annotation, molecular function: iron ion binding; monooxygenase activity; oxidoreductase activity, acting on paired donors, with incorporation or reduction of molecular oxygen. The transcript has a single exon.
AUGUCUUCGCUCGUCUUCAUGGGAGAAGAGCUGUGUCGCGACCAGGAGUGGAUUGAAGCAUCGAGCGAUUGGAUCAAGCUGGGAUUCCACCUACGCGACGUGAUGGGACAAUACCCACGCUGGAUGAGACCUUACAUCCACUGGCUCAUGCCCUCGUGCUGGAAGUUGCGCAAAAUGCUGAAGCGCAUUCGCGCGGCCCUAGAGCCGCACCUGCAGCGUCGUGAAGAUGCCAAAGCCGCCGCUCUGAAGCAGGGCAAGAUCCUCAAGUACAACGACUGCAUUGAGUGGUUCGGCCAAGAAUACGAAGAGGGCUACGACGUCGCUGUUUCGCAGAUGACGCUGUCCCUGGUCGCCAACCACACCACUAGUGAUCUGACGCUGCAGACGAUGCUCGACCUGGCUAUCCGCCCAGAGCUUCUGGCCCCUCUGCGUGAGGAGAUAAUCCGCGUGCUCGGCGAGCACGGUCUUCGCAAGACAUCUCUUUACAAGCUGAAGCUCAUGGACAGCGUCCUGAAGGAGUCGCAGCGAUUAAAGCCCGUCAUGAUCGCCACCUUCCGCAGACUGGCCACCCAAGAUGUCCGGCUCUCCGAUGGCUUUCUGAUCAAAAAAGACACCCGCAUCGUUUUUGAAAACACGCACAUGUGGGACGAAAAGUACUACGAGAAUCCACUUGACUAUGAUGCCUGGCGCUGGGUGAAGAUGCGCGAGGACCCGUCGUCGGAGCACCUAGGGCACUUGGUGAGCACGAGCGCCAAUCACAUGGGCUUCAGUCAUGGUCAGCAUUCGUGCCCGGGGAGGUUCUUUGCGGCCAACGAGAUCAAGAUUGCCCUCUGUCACCUGCUUCUCAAGUACGAGUGGAAGCUCCUCGAUGACUCGCCCGAGUUGAAACCACUAAUUGUCGGCAUGGGCAUCCUCCCAGACCCCAGAGCACGCCUCCUCGUGAGGAGGAGGACACCGGAGAUUGACCUAGAGUCGUUAGAAGCUGAAGGCUUCGAUAGGGAAAUCAUUGUCACUGAGCUUAUUGAUACGUAA